AUGGCUGUUGAGGGCACCUCUCCCGCGUCCUCGGCCUGCGAUGCUGCGCUGAGUGCUGCCGAGGGAUACGACCACGCCAACGUCGCCGAUUGGAACUCACAGAUAAUCAACACCGUCCUCAAAGCCCUCAUCUCCGCGACCGCCCCCUCCGACGCAUCUGCUCCAGCCCCCUACCGCUUCACUGUGAACAGCACCAUUGUGCAGCAAGGUGUGAUUGACAAGACCGCCGCGGCUGACGGCGCGCUCAGCAACGCCGGCAAGCGCGGCAUGCACUCUGCCUCCGGCGCAUUCUGGGAUGUCAACCGUGACGGCAUGUGGACGUUCAAGUACCCCGGCGCAGAGGAGCGGGGGCUGGAUGUCGUGGUUAGCGUGACCUGGUUCGCUGUGAGCUAA
Penicillium riverlandense is the source of this 393-nucleotide messenger RNA. RefSeq names its product dynein light chain Tctex-type family protein. Gene Ontology annotation, cellular component: cytoplasm; cytoplasmic dynein complex. Lineage: Eukaryota; Fungi; Ascomycota; Eurotiomycetes; Eurotiales; Aspergillaceae. The record is from RefSeq and is a predicted model, not a curated record. The transcript has 3 exons. The coding region runs from base 1 to 393 and encodes 130 amino acids. Gene Ontology annotation, molecular function: dynein intermediate chain binding. Gene Ontology annotation, biological process: microtubule-based movement.